Messenger RNA from Clunio marinus, 249 nucleotides. The record is from the annotation of a GenBank genome assembly. Lineage: Eukaryota; Metazoa; Arthropoda; Insecta; Diptera; Chironomidae.
AUGACUUGUUUUUGCUUCAAAUGGGAACUUUCCUUGGGGACAACUUCAGUGAAUGAGCUGUCAUAUUUUACCACUAGCAAUCAUAGCAAGUGCUUUAGCUUCUAUAACUUUGUAAAUAACCCUUGGCUUCAGUCGAUGACUUCAAAAUUGGUUUUAUCGCAACGUAUUUAUUAUUUCACUUGUGUAAAUGUUGUUCGAUAUGAUGGAAUGCUCCCCAAGACAGAAGCAAAUCGUCAUCAAUUCUCAUAG